AUGGCCUCCUCCCUGCGUGUUGGAAGCUCUCUGCUUCGCUCGACUUCAGUCACCUCCAAGCCUUUCGUCCAGAAAGCUGCGUUCAACGGUGUUCGCUGCGCCAGCACCAAGACCCUCAAGGACACCUUUGCAGACAAGCUCCCAGGCGAGAUCGAAAAGGUCAAGAAGCUGAGAAAGGACUAUGGCUCCAAGGUUGUCGGCGAGGUCACCCUAGACCAGGUCUACGGUGGUGCUCGAGGCAUCAAGUCCCUGGUCUGGGAAGGAUCCGUUCUCGACUCGGAAGAGGGUAUCAGAUUCCGAGGAAAGACGAUUCCAGAAUGCCAGGAAGUCCUUCCCAAGGCUCCCGGCGGCGAGGAACCUCUUCCGGAGGGUCUUUUCUGGCUUCUCCUCACCGGAGAGGUUCCAAGUGAACAACAGGUCCGCGACCUGUCUGCAGACUGGGCCGCUCGCUCCGAUCUGCCCAAGUUCGUCGAGGAGCUCCUCGACCGCUGCCCAAGCGACAUGCACCCCAUGGCUCAAUUCUCCAUCGCCGUUGCCGCCCUCGAGCACACCUCCGAGUUCGCCAAAGCCUACGCCAAGGGUAUCAACAAGAAGGAGUACUGGACCUACACCUUCGAGGACUCGAUGAACCUGAUUGCCAAACUCCCUACGAUCGCCGCCAAGAUCUACCGCAACGCAUACAAAGAUGGCAAGGUUGCACCUAUCCAGAAAGAUAAGGAUUACGGAUUCAACUUGGCCAACCAGCUUGGCUAUGGUGACAAUGCCGACUUCGUUGAGCUGAUGCGUCUGUACUUGACCAUCCACUCCGACCACGAAGGUGGUAACGUCAGCGCGCACACCACUCACCUGGUCGGUAGCGCUUUGAGCUCUCCCAUGUUGUCACUGGCUGCCGGUCUGAACGGUCUGGCUGGUCCUCUACACGGCUUGGCUAACCAGGAAGUCUUGCUCUGGCUCACCAAGAUGAAGGAGACCAUCGGCGAUGAUCUCAGUGAUGCCAGCAUCACCAAGUAUCUCUGGGAUACCCUCAACAGUGGCCGCGUCGUCCCUGGCUACGGACACGCCGUUCUCCGCAAGACUGAUCCUCGUUACGUCUCGCAACGCGAGUUCGCUCUCCGCAAGUUGCCCAACGACCCCAUGUUCAAGCUUGUCAGCCAGGUCUACAAGAUUGCCCCUGGCGUUCUGACCGAGCAUGGCAAGACCAAGAACCCCUACCCCAACGUUGAUGCUCACUCUGGUGUCCUCCUGCAAUACUACGGCCUGACUGAAGCCAACUACUACACCGUCCUCUUCGGUGUUUCGCGCGCUCUUGGUGUUCUACCUCAACUGAUCAUCGACCGUGGUUUGGGGGCUCCCAUCGAACGACCAAAGUCCUUCAGCACUGAGGCCUAUGCCAAACUCGUCGGCGCUUCUUUGUAA
Messenger RNA from Exophiala spinifera, 1416 nucleotides. RefSeq names its product citrate synthase, mitochondrial. Gene Ontology annotation, biological process: tricarboxylic acid cycle; carbohydrate metabolic process; citrate metabolic process. Bases 1 to 1416 code for a protein of 471 amino acids. Gene Ontology annotation, cellular component: mitochondrial matrix. NCBI's taxonomy places the organism in Eukaryota, Fungi, Ascomycota, Eurotiomycetes, Chaetothyriales, Herpotrichiellaceae. The transcript is spliced from 3 exons. The record is from RefSeq and is a predicted model, not a curated record.